ACUGUUGCGUGUCGGAGCUUUCGGCGGUCACCAAUGGGAUCGGGCGAUGCCAACAAUGGGGCGGCCGUGUCAGGCGUGGUCACCCCAUUGUGACAGGACAACGGCGGGGCGGGGAGGGAGUCACAAUUGCCUUGGGCAGAAGAGCAGUAAGAGGAGAUCGGGCGGAGGCAGCGGCCGGUGCAGUCUGCCUUUGUAAUGAGUGAAGCUCGAUGGUUGGAUUUGGAGCUGGCUGUUGAUGCCUAGCAGCGUUUAGAGGUUAGUUGAGUGGGUGGGCGUUGAGAGCGGAACCCGAGGAAUGACGCUCCUCUAUCACCUGUUCCACAGUUGAAGGUGGGCAGGGCGCUGGGCCGCCGAGUGAAGUCGCGAAGUCUAUCCCAACAUCAAGCAUGGAAACUCUACACGAGAAUUCCGAGUUCAGGGCCCCCAUCCGGCCGAUCCCUGACCAAUCAGAGCCUCAACAGGAAUUUGAGUGGCAAAACAUGAUCAAGUUCUUCGGCAGGAAGAAGGAGCGAUUGCCUGAUUCUGAUGGCUUCACAAAGUACAAGUUUUCCAUCAAGAACGAGUACAUUUACAACAUUAACCAGCAGAUCCUGUCCAACGUCUCAACCAAGGCGGGCUCCAUCUACCCGGCCGUCUACCUGGGUGAGUCCACGCACGACAGCAUGAACGAGUUAUUUGUGUCGACGGGUUACAGUUGCCGGGGGUUGCUGUUCCCCACCUUAAACCACUCCUUCAAAUCUCAGGAACUGGAGAAGCUGUACCAACGCUACUUCGCUCGCCAGCGGCGGAACUCUGUCGUUAUGAUGAACCUCAUAGACUGCCUCACCAAAUUCACCGUUUUUGUGGUGUAUGUUUUCCGAUCGUCCCAGCUGAUCGGACCUAUAAAAAGCGGCCUGACGGGUCUUAUCUUCCUCUUCUCCGCCACGCUGUGUUUCAUGGUCCAAGCCGGCAAGGAUGCAAUCUCCCACAACUACCUGCAGUACAUCGGCCUCGCCACCUGGUUCUACCAGACUUUGCAGAUUCUUCUGCUGGUGGGUGUGGGCUUGGAGACCUACGAGACGUGGUACAUCCUCUACAUUGUGUUCGGCACCUACACAAUGCUGCCUCUGCCGUUGCUAUGGAGUAUCCUGGCCGGCACCCUCUCCUCAGUCAGCCACCUUCUGAUCGAAGGAUUACACUAUUCCCAAGGUCUAAUUUUCAUUCACCAGAUCUCUGUCAAAGUGCUGUUGCUGGUUUGUAUGAACAUUAGCAGUCUCUAUAUCAGUUACAUCACUGACCGGGCACAGCGACUGGCCUUCAUGGAGACCAGACGAAGUAUUGAUGGCAGGCUGCAAUUGGAGAAGGAAAAUGAACGACAGGAGAAGUUGGUCCUGUCAGUGCUCCCACGGUUUAUGGUGCUGGAGAUAAUUAAUGACAUGUCUGAAGAGGUGAAGAAGCAAGGAGGCUUCCACAAAAUCUACGUCCACCGAUAUGAGAAUGUGAGUAUAAUAUUUGCAGAUAUCAAGGGUUUCACCAACUUAUCGAUAGUUCUGCCGGCACAUGAACUGGUCUACUUGCUGGAUGAACUCUUUGGGCAGUUUGAUGAGCUUGCUGAGGAGCACAGCUGUCUGCGAAUUAAGAUUCUCGGGGACUGCUACUAUGCAGUAGCGGGAUUGCCUGAACCACGUGAUGAUCAUGCCCACUGCUGUGUGGAACUGGGUCUAGGGAUGAUCCGAGCAAUCCGGAAGAUUCGUUUGAGUUUUCACUCAGAUAUCGACAUGCGGAUCGGGAUCCACUCCGGCUUUGUCCUGUGUGGAGUGCUGGGUCUGUGCAAGUGGCAGUUUGAUGUCUGGUCACUGGACGUGCACAUUGCCGGUGAGAUGGAGAGCUCCGGUCAACCUGGACGAGUCCAUAUCUCUGAAGCUACACUGAAAUGUUUAGAGGGGGAUUACGAAACUGAAGAGGGUUUCGGCAAUCAAAGGAGCAACUUUCUGGCGCAGUAUAAUAUCCAGACCUUCUUCAUCAAGCACCCAUCGAUUUUCCCCCUGUCACAACGAAGACAAUCUAGCCUUGGGAAGUCAAGCAACCUCCCUCUGAGAUCACUGCAUGAGCGCAGGAGGACUGAGACCAUCCUCAGCAGCGCUCUGCAGCUUGACGCCAACCUGCUCCGCCUGAUGGAGUCUGAGACCCCCUGGAGGCUCGACCAUCCCUUCAACAAAAUAAUUGGCUUGAAUAAAAUCAUAGCAGCCUUGAUGAAUAAGUCCAAGGAGAAAUCUGACAAAUCUGAGGCCCAUUUUCAUAGUUCUGCCAGAUUCACUAAAGUCAACGCAAGAGUUGAGGAUGCCAUUGAACUGCGUAGCAGUGACAAACUGCGGGCUGCCUACAUCAAUGAGAUCACUCUGACUUUUAAGGAUCAUGAUAUUGAAAAGAAGUAUCGCAGGAUUCGAGAUGAUCUUUUCACUUCCAGCAUGGUCUGUGCCCUCAUCAUGACGCUGCUCAUUCUUGCUGUACAGAUGUUGUUUGCAGUUCCUGAGAAAAAGAUGAGGGUUGGACACUUCAUCUGCAUCCUGCUCAUUUACUUCUGUCUUCUCUGCUGCACGAUGGCUGAGGGGUUUGCGUGUCUCCCGAAGGCCAUGCACGAAAUGUGCUGCUGGAUCCACGAGACUUACAGUGUCCGCACCAUCGUCAUGAUUGUCUCCAUCUCAGCCAACUUCAUCUCAUCUAUUUACGACAUGAUUUGGUGCCCUAAUUUGAACCCGUUUGUAGAAAUUGGGUAUAAUCUGACCAAAUGGACAAAUGCUAACCUGUGGACAGCAAGCAUCUGCAAUCAACUUGAGUUCUUUAUGCUGGCUGGUGUAUUAUCCAUGGUCACCUGCGCUGUCUUCCUCCAUCUACAUUCGGUGGUGAAGAUGUUGUGCCUGGCACUGAUCAUGGUCCUCUACAUCUACAUUGCUGAAGUCACCGUCCAGCAGUCUGAUUUACAACUAUCAGUGUCCAGCGCCUACACCAACUGGCGUCAAGGGAUCGUCGUCCUACUGAUGUUUAUGUUUGUCAUCACCGUCUUUUACCAUGGGCGACAGGUGGAGGUAACAGCACGACUGGACUUCCUGUGGAGGCUGCUGGCCAAACGGGAGAUGGAAGAGAUGGCAGAGUUACGACAACACAACGAGAGCCUGCUCAACAACAUCCUGCCAAGCCACGUGGCACAGCACUUCCUCAACAGGGAGCCGGAUGACGAGGGUCUUUAUUUCGAGUCACAUGAUGAUGUGGGAGUUCUGUUUGCAUCAAUCCCAGAAUUCAAUGCCUUCUACCCUCAGGCGGAAAGCAACCAGCAGGGGAUGGAGUGCCUGCAGCUUCUGAACGAGAUCAUUGCUGACUUUGAUGAGCUCCUGAUUGAUGAACAUUAUGAGAAAAUUGAAAAGAUCAAAACCAUCGGAAGUACGUACAUGGCCGUGUCUGGGCUGGCCUUGACAAUGGAGGAGAGUGUCGAUGAGUGGCAGCACCUGUGCACCCUGGCAGACUUCUCGCUGGCUUUGGAGAACAUCAUGAUCCAGAUUCAGAAACACUCCUCCAUUAACUUCAAGCUCCGUGUUGGGUUCGCUCACGGGCCUGCCGUCUCGGGAGUGAUCGGUGUGAAGAAGCCCCAGUUUGACAUAUGGGGUACGACGGUGAACCUCGCCAGCCGUAUGGACAGCACAGGCAUCAGCGGCAUGAUCCAGGUGCCCGCAGAGACCCAGGAGAUCCUCCAACUCCGCGGCUUCGCACUGCAGUACAGGGGAGCCAUCUACGUCAAGGGGGUGUCUGAGACACAGGGCCAGGUCAAUACGUACUUCCUGACAGGGAGAGUCAAAGAAGUGGUGAAGCACAAGUGGAUGAGGAGACAGAGUGCCCAGCAGUCGCUCUCGGCCUUUGUCUCCGGGCUGGUGCAGAAGAAGAACGUGGGAAUGGCUUCCAUCCAGGAACAUGGCAACUAACACCGGAGCACUGCCACCCAGCGGUCAUGGCCCCGCAUCGGCUGGGAUCUCUGGCUGAAGGAAGCUGCGACUGAGUUCGAUCGAUGGACAAUAUAUUGUGAAUUUAUGGAAAGACGUUAUAAAUGGCUGCUUAUUGCUGAGAUGAGAUGGUAGGUUAGGAGACUGAGGUCAGUGUUAACCAAGAAUGAGUACAGAGCAGGCUCCCCGCAGUCAAUGUCUGGCUGAGGAUGCCCCCCCCCACCCCCACUUUGUUCUGCAGGCAGGCAGCUGAUGCCACCCAACAUGGUCAGUGUGACAGAAUCAAUGGGCUUGGGUCCCAGGUUACCACAGUGGCCCAGGACAUUCAGCAGCACCCUGAUACUGUUAGACCUGAGUGGGAGGAACAGGCCUGCAGCCACUCCCCAUUGUAAGCCAGGGUGGCCAACGAAGGCCAAGAGAAAGCUUGGCUGGGACUGGAGCAGAGGGAACUUGGUUGCACCACAAGGAAUGAUAAAAGACUCGUAUAUGUAUUAAAUCUGGCCUCAGAUGA
This is a messenger RNA of Pristis pectinata (smalltooth sawfish), 4482 nucleotides long. Its product is annotated as adenylate cyclase type 8-like. Gene Ontology annotation, molecular function: adenylate cyclase activity. The record is from RefSeq and is a predicted model, not a curated record. Gene Ontology annotation, biological process: cAMP biosynthetic process; adenylate cyclase-activating G protein-coupled receptor signaling pathway; intracellular signal transduction. NCBI's taxonomy places the organism in Eukaryota, Metazoa, Chordata, Chondrichthyes, Rhinopristiformes, Pristidae. The coding region runs from base 387 to 3953 and encodes 1188 amino acids. Gene Ontology annotation, cellular component: plasma membrane. The transcript has 18 exons.